Trametes versicolor FP-101664 SS1 is the source of this 2765-nucleotide messenger RNA. RefSeq lists its product as uncharacterized. NCBI's taxonomy places the organism in Eukaryota, Fungi, Basidiomycota, Agaricomycetes, Polyporales, Polyporaceae. The transcript is spliced from 12 exons. Gene Ontology annotation, molecular function: protein serine/threonine kinase activity; ATP binding. Gene Ontology annotation, biological process: protein phosphorylation. Bases 87 to 2765 code for a protein of 892 amino acids. The record is from RefSeq and is a predicted model, not a curated record.
GGAAUUCUCUCGAAUGGCCCCCGAGAGCGUUAUAAGAGCCAGAGCGAUGGCAGGACCAUCCUCAUCCCACUUUUCUUGCUCGUACUAUGGAGUUAAACCCGUCGCCUUCGUCAUCCCAGAGUCCGCCGCCACCUCCUGCGGCACAGACAUGCCCGCAGUGCAGCGGUAACCUCGGAGCGCUGCAGCUGUGCGGCGGACUAGGCUCCGACAUACACAACUAUAACCGCUGGUUCCAGAAGUGUUCCAAUUGUCCGCGCCUGGUGUUCUACGGGCCCCGCACGCCUCUCGAGGACAUCCCCGAAGACGUACAGGUCCGGUUCACGGUGAACCAGUCGCUUCGCAGCGCUGUCUCUACAAACCCUCAAGAUAUUCUGACCUGCACAGGCACCAAUUGCGCUACCAGAGGUACAAGCCAGCGCCGCCGGGUGAACAAGGCCUGCGCACGCCACCCGCCCCUCUGUGCUACGUGCUGUCGCUCUACCACUCCUCUGGUCAGGUGCAAGGCUCACAGGUUAUCGGCUCUAGAGACUACGUCCUGGGAAGCACAGUCCACGGCUGCCAUGCCCUCGGGCGGCGGCAGUGUAUUGACGGUUCCGCCAUCUGCUGCGCCCUCUACUGCCCUGCCUGCCACACCCUCCACUACUCAGACCGCUGCUACUCAGUCUGCCAAUCUGUCCACGAUGUUGUCCGUUACAUCGUCCGCUAUGUCGUCCGCUACGCCCUUCACCGUGUCUGAGUCCUCGAUGUCGUCCACCACGUCGGCCGCCACAUUGUCUGCCACGUCGUCCAUUGCCUCGUCUGCAGCAACGACUUCCACAUCGCCCUGGGUGGCCGCGCAUCAGAAGAAGGCUGAGCGUGCCGCACUUGUCGACGAGGGCCGCGAGUUGCACACCAAAAUGGCUAACAUCGUGAAGGUCACGAUGUGGGUCACGCCAUCAAGGACAAUCACUGCGCCCUUGCGUCCACAAAGGCUGCAGGUAUCCACACCCCAGGCCGAUAUCUUAGUCGUCACAGACCAGGCAUGCCUGAAGACGCUCCUGCCAACAAAUACGCAGCACAUCGCAGUGUACAACGCUCUUGAGCGCGAGUGGUUCAUCCAGCCGCUUGAUCUUCCUAUCGCACUUCCGACGGGUUCUGUUGGAUCCCGGCGCGUCCUUAUCCGCCAUGCUGCUCUCCUCGAUGACGACUGUGCUGAGCUUGCUGAAGAGCUAACCGCGGUCACAACUGGUGGUCCCCUCAAACGACGCUCGGUCUCCGUUCCGGCGACUCCUACCAAGGUCCGCAAGUUUUCCUCUACGGCGUCACCCCACGGUCACCCCCUUCCUGCCCUCAUGUCCACUCAGGUCAUAGAGACAGAUCAUGCCCCUGCACUAUCAACGGAGACUGCGUCCCCCCAGUUGAUCCCUACCACUUCGACGACGACCCUUGCUGUCACCGCUGCAAUGAUCUCAUCUGCCCCUGCUGAGACGACCCCCGUUGCUACCACGACAACAACAACAACAGCCCCGGCCGCAACCGCGGUAGCGACUGCUGCCGCCACACCUGUACUUCAAUGCGCUUCGAGCAGUGCUUCUGGCGAACAGCGUCCCAUGAAACCUAUCCCAUUCCCUCCACGCUACGCUUGUGAUAUGCAUGCAGGCAUGUCUUCUCUUGUAGACGACACUUGCACACUCGCAGACCACAACAAGGACCCUCAGCAGUACUUCAAUAUCGCUUUCCCGGGUUGCAAGUACGUACGAGCUACGUUCUAUGAACACCGCCGGUACUACUGCAACGCUCGCGCCGAUGGUACUCUCGCGCGUGCGGUCUCAGCUGGUCGCACUCCAGACGGCCUGUGGACUACCCUGUCGAGGCAAUACAGAACCAGCGGCAAAGGCUUGCGUACAGGAUCUGCCCGGCAGACAGUAGUCCUGGACGAGUCCCCUGCUCAGGCUGCGGACAAUGCUCUCACGUCCUCAGGCUAUGGUGCGUCAGGAGUGAGUUCGCACCCAGGAGCAUCAGCGCAGAAUCCCCCACGCAAGGCACCGUUGACGUAUAUCUCCCAUAAUGUCCGCUUAGAGUGGUUCGAUGGUGUGGGUACGAUGUUCGGCUCACGUUGGUCUCCGAGCACGGAAAAUAUCGAGGUCUCGAUCGCCGAACAACUGUGGUGCAAAGGCCGCAGGAAGAAUUGCCAUCAGAUGACGAUCACAGAGCCCGCUCGUUUCAUGGGUGCAUACCUCGCAAAGACUGUUCGUCCGGAGGUCUUUCCGGUCGACUGGGAAGAGCAUUACCACAAUCUAGCAAGCGUUCAGUUCCGCGAGGCUGAACGUCUCGCCCGCGCCGCCGAUAUCGCGGGGAUGUUCGUCUACGAAGCUAGCGAGAAGUGUCCAGGGAUGCGCUACAGAGCGGUCACAUGGAUUGCCCAGAAGCUGCUGACUGGCACUGGCAAAUCCUAUCCACCGGAAGAAGGCAGCUGUCAGGAUAACGCUCUUUUGCUGACAUUGUCUGCAUUUUCACAUUACACCAUCAAUCGCUACGACGUGUUAUUCACGGCUCUCGAAGGCCUCUACGUCAAGACACCCACGGUGGACAACGAUUCACUGGUAUUCUACAGUUGCAAGACUAAUACUAAGUAUGGAGAGGCAGGGGUAUACCUUGAUGAUUAUGGUGCUCGCGUCAUCAACGACUUCGCGAGGAAGCACUCUUGCAACGCUAUAUGUCAUUCAUUGAACUUAGCUCCCAUUCCUAUCGACCUCGACAUACCCCCGUCGCUCUUUGAUGACUAG